Messenger RNA from Nasonia vitripennis (jewel wasp), 1187 nucleotides. RefSeq names its product probable phospholipid hydroperoxide glutathione peroxidase. The transcript has 2 exons. Bases 341 to 964 code for a protein of 207 amino acids. The record is from RefSeq and is a predicted model, not a curated record. Gene Ontology annotation, molecular function: glutathione peroxidase activity. NCBI's taxonomy places the organism in Eukaryota, Metazoa, Arthropoda, Insecta, Hymenoptera, Pteromalidae. Gene Ontology annotation, biological process: response to oxidative stress.
GUUUUUACUCGCCGGCGAGUCGCCGGUUCUAUAAGUAUAACAUAUAUCUCGCGUGUCGGCAUCGCAGGAGAUAAAAACACGUCAGAGAUGAUUAUAUUCCGCUCGGGCUGUUGCUUCGUAUAAUUCUGCAUUAUCUCAGCUGUGAUCUUGAGGAUCGUCUGGUCGACGUUUAACUAUUCAGCCUGGCUAUCUUCUAUACCUACUUAUAUAGCGCUGCAAACAUAAAUUCUCCGAGAGCAGCGGCGAGAGGCGCACUUUCUGGACUAUCGCGGCACGAAACGAAACGCGACGAUCAGUCGACAGACGUCAGUCCGACAAUCAACAGUGAAAGUCAAGCAAGAUGAUGCGUUUUACAGUAAUACUCGGCCUCGUCUGCAUCGCCGGUGUUUUCGGCCAGAGCUGUGAUAAGACAAAGGAGGAAUGUCCCGAAGCAAAGGAAGCCGAAGUUAAGUUUAACCAGGACACGGACUGGAGCAAGGCUAAAUCUAUUUACGAAUUUCAUGCCAAAGACAUUCGCGGCAAUGAUGUUUCAUUGGAUAAAUACCGGGGCCACGUUGCAAUUAUCGUCAACGUUGCGAGCCAGUGCGGCUUGACUGACACGAAUUACAAACAGCUACAGAGCUUGUUCGAGAAGUACGGAAAAUCAAAGGGAUUGAGAAUCUUGGCCUUCCCGUCGAACGAGUUCGCCGGACAAGAACCGGGAACUUCCGAGGAGAUUUUGAACUUCGUCAAGAAAUACAACGUGUCCUUUGACAUGUUCGAGAAGAUUCAGGUAAAUGGAGAUGAGGCUCAUCCCCUGUACAAGUGGCUCAAGUCUCAGGAAGAAGGAGCUGGAACUAUCACCGAUGGUAUCAAGUGGAACUUCACCAAAUUUUUGAUCGACAAAAAUGGAAAGGUUGUCUCCAGAUUCGCGCCUACCACUGAGCCUUUCUCCAUGGAAGAUACCAUCACCAAAUACUUGUAAUUUAAUUUCAUCAGUAUGAUAUUUAUAUGACUUAUUGUUUAGUUUUUAAAUACUUGAGUACUAUACAUUUGAACAAUAACCCAUAUGAACACAUUUUUAAGACUGUUUUACUGAAAUUAACGUUCUUGAUAACAUUAACCUAGCUUUAAUGCCGACUUUGUAAUAUUUUAUGUCAUAGUUAUCUUUACCAAAUAAAAGAAAUUCUUCUAUUUCAAUAAAAUAA